Molecule: messenger RNA, 810 nt
Organism: Penicillium oxalicum
Lineage: Eukaryota; Fungi; Ascomycota; Eurotiomycetes; Eurotiales; Aspergillaceae
Exons: 1
Coding region: 1-810 (269 amino acids)
Source: RefSeq, a predicted model, not a curated record
AUGAGAAGGGUGAAAUUGGGCAGCGGGAUCGAGACACACGAGGGCCACUCCGUACGGGCGGAUCGGGAAACCCAAAAAGUACACGAGUUGCAAUCUGAGAGAAUCAGAAAAGAAGGAAAAACGAGAUCCGAGAUCCACGGCCCUAAUCGAGGCAGGUUGCAAUUGGGUAGCUGGGGGAAGAAAAGACAAAAGUCCGUCCGGGGACCAAAAAUCGUGGGUGACUGGAAGGAGGGAAAAGAGCGGCAACCCGACCAUUCGACUGGGUGUCGAGGAUUUGGCGUGUCGAGCCUCGGGAGAUCACCGCGACCAUCCGGUGGAGGACGAGGUACCUCACAGGCUGAGGGGAUGGAAGAGACUAGGAGGAAGGCUACUACUAAGGGUCUGGAGAGGUGGCGUGGGCCCUUGGGGAUCGAGAGAAUCAGUACUCGAAUCCAGAGAGCAAAUGGAUUUGCAACGGGACAGAUGACCACAAUGACAGGAGUGACGAGUGGAGGCGGGUCGGAAAACUGGGAGUUGGGUUGCCGAAAAGGGUCAUCCACGGCCUAUUCAACGGGACUCGGGCAGGAGGAGGGGUUGAAUAAUGAACGAGGCUCAACCGCCAUCACCAUGACCAGCCUCCAGGAGACCACCUGCACUUGGACGCAAUCAGAGGAGCUUUGCUUACUCCAUCGGACCACCGCUAGGAUUGGUCCUUACCCCGUUGGCCGCCAUGACAGGAGGAUCAUUGAGACUGGGUCGCAGAGAGAUCACAUCGCACUCUCCUCGCAAGAACGAGAGGCCUCAAUGGUGGAUUGCGGGUUGAUCACUUAG